Molecule: messenger RNA, 7097 nt
Organism: Astrephomene gubernaculifera
Lineage: Eukaryota; Viridiplantae; Chlorophyta; Chlorophyceae; Chlamydomonadales; Astrephomenaceae
Source: the annotation of a GenBank genome assembly
GAAACACUUCACAGCUCAGACGUUAGAGCAGGCGUCUAUCCAACUAUCCCCGCCCAACCGUACGACGCGAAAGGAGAGUGUCAUCCCAUUGCGCAAUAGUUAACAAGUCUGUUUGAAGAGGAAAAGCGGCUGCUAUCACUGCAAGCGAAUUGGCCAUGCUGAUGCAGUGCUACGGUCGAAGGAGCCCCGUAUGGCCUUGUUAGUGUAAGCACACGCGGUCGUGACGUUUCCCAUUAGGAUGAAAGCCACUUAACAUUAAUACCGAUAUGCUUAGGUUACCGACUUGUUGCUGACCAGCUAGAGAGCUAUGGCGACAGGGGUUGAAACUGUCAGCCCCAAAACUGAAACAAUGGAGGAUUUCGAUACUUCUCAGUUGGAGCUUAUAACACCACAUGUUACUACACAGCUCCAGGUCUUCAACAGCCAGGUUGUCGCCCAUCUUAAAAACUACAAGCCGGAGGUAACCCGGAUAUAUGGGCGGAUCGGGGACCUUGUGGAGCAAGAUGAGCGGCUGGAGGGGCAGCUGAAGGGACUGGAGGCCACUGUGUCCUCCAAUCACGCGCGCGCCGAGGGGCAGCACAGCGCGCUGUCGGACAGGCUGGCCAAGGUGGAGCAGAUUCUGUCCGCGCUGCCCAGCUGGAAGGAGGACCUGGUGAACCGCAUCGACAACCUAGCCCGGGAGACGCGCGCCAAGCACGAGGCCGCCGCCUCCCGGACCACCCUGCUGGAGGACCUCGUCAACGGAUACAUAGAGGCCUCCCGCGAGCGUCUGGACAUGCUCACCACGCUUGCCCGCACAGCCAGCGAGGCGCGCGCGCAGCAGCAGGAGCGGCUGGACGAGCUGGAUGUGGGGCUGCGGCGGCUGCGGGAGACCACGGAGAAGGAGCUCAUGGACCACCGGCUGCACCUGAGGCGCCACGACGAGCAGCACGUGCUGUCCACCUCCAAGCUGGCGGAGCAGGGCGGGCUGCUGGGCUCUCACACGCUGGACCUGGCGCGGCUGCGGGACAGCUCCGACCAGCACUCGCGGCAGCUAGAGAACCUGGCGAGGGGGGCGGACAGGCUGCACGACAUCGCGAUGGGGAUGGGGCAGGAGAUUGACCUGGUUAAGCGCGGCAUGGCCAGCACCGACAACACGGUGGCGGUGCUGGAAGCCAAGCUGGCCAGCAUGGACAGCGAGAUGGGCGCGCGGCUCAAGGCGCUGGAGACGCACCGAAACCAGCUGUUUGAGUUCCGCAAGGAGACGCUGGCGGCACUGGAGCGGAUCGACAAGGAGUACGAGACACUGACGGACAGGGUGCAGAUGCUGGACGCCAAGGUGGACGCGGGCCCGCCGGGUCUGUGGAAGAUGGCGGCGCAGGUGUCGGCGCACGAGGAUGAGCUUGCGGCGCACCGCACCGCGCUGUCUGCCGGCAAGGCCACCAGCGACGAGCUGGGGCGGCGGCUGGACGACGUGCUGAGCGGGCUGAGCCACCAGCGGGACGUGGCGGCGCAGCUGCGGGAGGAGUGCCGUAUGCUGUCGGACCGGGUGACUUCUGAGGCCAGUCGCGCGCAGCAGUACGUGGACGAUCGGCUGGACCCGCUGGCGCGGCGCUACGAGGUGGAGGCGCUGCGGCGGCAGCUGGACUCGGGGCUGGAGCGGCUGGAGGCGGCGCUGGCUGGCAGCGGGGAGCGACUCAAGUUUGAGCUGCUGCAUGACGAGGUGGCGCAGGUUGACUCUGUCCGCAGCUACAUGGCGGAGGUGGAGCGGCGCAACGCGGGGCUGAGCGAGCGGCUGGCGGCGCUGGAAGCGGGGCUGGCGGGGGAGGCGGAGCGGGGCAGGAGCGUGGCGGCAGUGACACGGGAGCUGAGGGGGACCAUGGACGGACUGCUGUCCACCAGCCAGGCCGACCUGGCCCGGCUGCGCGCCACCAUGAGCAGCCUGCACGAGGAGUACCAGGAGAUGUCCAAGAAGGCGCGCAGGGCGGGGCUGCUCACGGUGUCGCAGGUUGAGGACAUGAUCGAGGUGCGGCUCAACGGGCCCGUCAUGGACGCCAUCAUAUCUAGGAAGCUCUCCCAGCUUCAAACGCCCUUCGCACUCGCCGCCGCCGCCAGCGGUGGCCACCCCGGCUCCCAGUCCCUCCGCUCGUUGCCCUCGGGGGUGGUGCGCUACAACCCCACCUCGCCCGCACCCCGCGGCGGCGCGCCCUCGCCCUCCUGGCAGCCCGUCAGCCAGCUCACGCGGCAAGCCUCCAUGGCGCGAAGUGCCUCGCUGGGACCGGGGGUGCCGCCGGGCGGGGAGGACGAUGCGGAGGCAGGGGAGACGGGGGUGCCGGGGGUGCCUGCAGCAGCGGCGCAGGCAGCGGUGGGAGCUGCAGGGGCGGCGGGCGGGGCUCCAGGGGGCGCCGCUGCGGGUGCGGGUGCUGCGGACCCGGCGCUGGGGUUGCGGCUGGUGGCUGUGGAGGCGGACCUGUCGCGACUGUUCGAGGCGUUUAGGGCGCUGGGGCAGCGGGUGGCCUCCUCCAACUCGGUAGCAGACCUGCGGGACGAGAUGCGGGACCUGGCGGCCGCCGUGUCGCACAUCCAGGUGGGCCAGGGUAUCCUGGGCGAGGCGGGCGAGGAGGCGGUCCGCCGCCACAUGCACGCCACGCUGCUGCCCGACCUGCUGCGCAAGCAGGCGCACGACAGCAAGCGCAUCAUGGGCUGGAUGGACGAGCAGCUCUCGGAGGUGUCACGCGACAUAUCCGCGCUGCGCCGCACCCAGGAGCAGCUGCAACAGAAGCUGCUGAUGGGGGCUGGGGGCGGGGGCGGGGGAGACGGGCGGAGCAGCCCCAGCAAUGGCAACAGACAUCGAGGAGGUGCCAGCCGGCCCGCCUCCGCUUCGGCUGCGGUGGCUGUGGGGCCGCUAGGGAUGGAGGAUGGCGAGGGGGCUGACGGCGGAGGUGACACGACAGUGCUGGCGGAGCGGGUGCAGGAGCUGGCGGAGCAGCUGGCGGCGCUGACGGAGACGUUGGGUCUGCCGUUGACGAGGAAAGCCUACACCGCAUUCCGUGGCAGCCGGGCGAAUAGCACCAGCGGGCGUGUGACCUGGUCUAACGGUCCCGAGCUCCCCACUGGCGCCCAGUCACAAGAGGGCGGACAGGACGCGGCGGCGGCAGCGGGAGGUUGUACGACAACAGGCGGUGACGCAACGGAUAUAGACGGUCUUAGCUUCAACCUGCCGCCGCUCGUACAGCGGUUACAGCAGCUGGAGGCUGCCGUACAUUCCAUCGCUGCAGGCCAGCAGGCGCUGGCGGCGGCGGCAGCAGCAACACAUGACGUGGACGGCGUCGCCGCCAGCGCUGACGGGAAAGCAAAGGACGCAGCUUCGGAGGCAGCCGGAUCAAACGGAUCGAAAACGGUGACGGUGCGAACAUCGCCCGCGGCGUCGCACUCCUCGCCCGUCGCGGCGGCGAUGGCGGUGCAGGGGCUGGUGGACGCCGCCGUCGCGGACGUCCGGCUGAGGUUGAAGCUCCUGGAGAACGAAAUGCCCAUGCUGGCCCGCAACUUUGAGUUGAAAGCGCUGCGGAGACGACUGCAGGACGUGGCGUCGGUGGCGGCGGUGGCCUCCGCCACGGCGACGGCGGCGGCGGCGUCAGCCGCGUCGGCGCCGAUGGCGGCGGGUCGCCGCGUGCAGUACGAGUCGCCGAAUGUGUCCUCUCCCGGCGCUAUCAUAGCUUCAACGCUGACGGCGGCGGCUGAGGCGGCCAGGGCGGAGGUGCUGCCGCCACGGUCCCGAGCAAACGGCAGUAGCAGCGGCCGAUUGGGGUCCGCCGGCUCCUCGGCGGGUGCUGUCAUCACGGACCCAAACAUCAUCAAGCGAUUAGCCUCCCUGGAGUUGGCGUUAGCGACCCUGGACGAGCGCGGCCGGGCGCUGGAGGAGCGCUGGUCUGCUCGGGACGCCAAGUGGGGCACCUCCAUGACCGACUCGCAGGGCGCCCUGCCGCGCCUGCAGAGCACCGUGGCCCAACUUGCCAAGGAGGUACAGCGACUGGCGGCGGGCGGCGCAGCAGGCAGCGGACAGGCCGGCUGGGCGCGCGGCGGCGGCGGCGGCGGCGACGACGGCAAUGCCGGCGCCGGCGGGGAUCACCGCGGCGGCGGCGGCGGCCGCAGCCCCGGCGUCAACGCCGUCAGCGGCGGCAGCUUCCUCUCUAGCCACAACCCCAAUGCAAUGGGUGAGGUGGUCAAUGUUGAGCUAUCGGGUAUCGCGCACGACCUGUCGGUUGCGGCGCAUGAGGAGCUGCAGCGCGUGCGGGACGGACCGCUGCCGGACGGCACGCAGGACGGGCUGCCCACGCCUGCCGCCACUGCCGCCCGCGAGGCGGCGCUGGCCCGGCUGCGUCGCAAGCCGCGCGAGGUGUCGGCGCACGUGGAGCUGCUGGAGGCGGUGAAGCUGCACCUGGACCGGCUGAUGCGGCGCAGUGCGACGAGCACGACGGACCGGCUUGUGCUGCUGACGGCCAUGGGGGCCAUGCGGGUGAAGCUGCUGGAGAACGAGGCGGAGACGUUCAGGGAGCAAAUCAUCGCGGUGUUCCGCUCCCUGGAGCGCGCCUUCCAAGCCCUCGUGAAGCUGCAGGAGGCGGUGGCCAGCAAGGGCAGCGCCACGGCGGUGGGGCAGCUGGCAGCCAUGCUGCAGGACGUGUCCACCGGUCUCACCACUCUGGCAGCGCAUGCGGCGCUGCGGGACACCGCACCCGUGUCGGCGGCGGCGGCAGCCGGCGGCGGACUGCCGGUGCCGCCGGCGCUGACUCCCGGUGGGCCGCUGGAUGAGGCCCUGCAGCUGCUGAUGCCCUCGCGGGCGCCCUCCCCCACGGCGGUGAUCCGGCCGACGUCGCCGGUGCGGUUGUCGGGACCGGGGAUUAACACGGCGGUGCACAGGCAGCAGGCGGCGGCGGCGCGCGGGGCGGGUGGGGCCGCUGGGGGGGUCAGCGGCGGACGACUGGCUUCGGCCGGGCCGACUGCUUCCUCGCAGCAAGCAUGGUAUCCUCCGGCUCGGGCCACCUCGGCAUCUGGCAGCUCCCCACCUCCCUACAAGGCCACAUCGGGCAACCUGGCAGCGGCGGCGCCGUCAGGAAGUCGAAGCAUCUCCGGUGGCGCACCCACCGUCACCAUAGCAGCCGCUGCUGCUGCCGCCGGUGGCGGUCCCCCCGGCGGAGGCGUCGGACCUGAGGCAACGGGGCCUCCUUCUCCAUCGGCGCUGAACAACUCGGAGCCGCUGUCUCCCCGCAACGGCGCCAGCACAUCUGGCAGGAUGUGGUCGGGUCGGCGGCCGGGCAGCGCUGUUGUACACGGCAUGCAUGUGGCGUACGGCGCCCCGGGGGCGGUUGGCGCCGUCAGUCGGCCGCUGGGGCCGGCGCCGGUCAGCGUCAGCAGCAGCAGUGGGGUGCCGGGGGCACUGCCCUCCAUCGCGCCUGCGGGAUCCCCACGUGUGCGGUGAACAGCGGGACUCGAGGGGGGUGCAUGCGGGGUGCUAGGGUGGCAGCUGACAGGGCAGGUGUAGGACUGUAGUGUCUGUGAGGUGCAAGGUCGUACUUAUGCACACAGUAUUGUGUAGGGAUGAGGAUUGUGCGCGCAUUUUAGGUAAUGGGAUACGGUGUCGACAUGAGCACGUGACAGCUGUGAGAGGGGCAAUCAUCUGGAAGCAUACAUCUAUUUCGCGUUCGUGACGUUGACCUGGGUGUUGAUGAUGAGGAAUUGCAUGGUAAAUUAUUUCCUGCUGCCCGUAUGAUGUGUGACCUUUACCUGGACCUCAAAUGGACCAGAACUGACCCAUGGGUCGGGUUCUUACUUACUUUCAUAUACAGGUAGUUUGUCCCCUAAAUGCCACAAUGUCCCAGUGGAUAGUGUAGGAAAAUGGACGCAAACAUAUCACGCGUGCGGUCGGGUGCAUUGCGAAUUGACGCUCUCCUUGUCAGUCAGGUUGGCUUGUUCAGACUACGCAUACCGGUAUCGGCAUAGGUGCUUGUACCGUACAAGUUGUACGCGUCUCUGUUUUUAGCAAGGAGCAGGUUCCUUUGCGCGAGUGGCCCUCAUAAUCAAACAUGUUCGGCCCUGCGCUGUUGAAAUGCUUGAGGAGCUCCUCGAGGAGCACCUCAAUCGUGUUUGAGCCCAGGGCACACGCUCGUGAAGUUGCUGGUUGCCCUGUCCUCAUAUCAGAAACUGAUCGGGAGGGCGACGGUGGCAUGGGGUUCAGUGCAAUGCCGUGUGGCAUUGAGGUCUAAGCGGCGAUGUUGCCGACAGUUGUGUACUGCCGUACACUGUGCGACACAACCUAAUGGCAACAGGUUUGAGACGAGUCGCACAUGAGUACCGUAUGUUCGGGCUCUCAUGGACGUCCUGGGCUGCGGUCAGCCCACAGGCUUGCCCCUGUUGUGUAAGACCUCCUGCUUCAGAAUGCAGCUGCUGCGGCCCCGGGCAAUGGCCCCGUGCCUCGUCUUUCCUGACAGUGUCGCUACUCCAGCAAUCCGCCAGCUGCCAUGCGAGGGGGGCUGCAUUGAUGUAGUGUGGAACUCCCUACAUGGCUAAUCCAUGGGGGCAUGUGCUGGACGCGACGGUUGCGUACGGCUUUGCUGUACGCAAUCUCUUUCAAGGGUUUGUUUGGCGGCGAUCUUGGCAUUUUAAGUUUGCGUUAUAUAUAUAGCAGAUUACCACUGUGACAUCAAUAGCUUCACUACGCCCAAAGUUUUCGUCACCAGACCAGCUGAGUAAAGUGGGGGUAGUACGGCAGCCGCAUCUAUGUUCGUAUCCGGUUACGCAUGAAGUCGGUAACGGUGCAGGAGUCGCACGACAAGUAAUUAUCUUCUAGUGCUUAGCGUGGAAUCGGGCCUCUUUUUCGCAAAGAAUGAAAAGGGUUACUGUAUCUUAAAGCUACAAUACGCGGUGUUGCCCGUACAGGGACGGGCCAGGGACAAGGCCAGGAACGGGCCAGGGACAAGGCCAGGGAACACGCCUUGGACGGGCUAGCUGCUCCAAUUUCGCGACCUACUACUUGACCUAAAUACUACAUGACCUUAUGCGUCACAUAUUACUGGACACUCGCCGUACAUUGCCGACCGGCCACUGUAACCUUUCACGAGUCA